GAAUUCUUAAUUAAGUGCAGUGAUGGCGGAAAGUGAAGCAAGAACCGACUCGCUUAAUAACGAGACAUUGUCUACAGGUAAAAAUACAACGGGGAAAGUAAGCCAAAACCAAAGCCUUAAAUUAAUUCAGUUGUCUUGCUUUUUGCCAAAAAAUUAUUAUGUGCAUUUUAGUAGUUAAAGAAUUAGUGUCACACCAAUGUAUCGCGGGCUUUUGUUGCAGUUUUUAUCUUACUCAAAAUCAACAAAUAACGUUCAAAAACUCAUUAAUAAUUCAUUAGGAAAAAACAAAGGAAAAUCAUAAGCGUGUUGUAUCUUUAUAUGUGAUAGAGAUUUCUCUUGAUUUUCAUCAACUUUAACUCUGAUUUUUUCGACUUGCACAACGUAUUUUUUAAAAAUUACUUCGCCAAGCCUUACUACCUCGAUUUUUUUUUGAAGCAAUUUAAAACAUUCGCAGUGCGUGUUUUAUCAGAGCUAAACAUACUCGGCUUGCGUCUUAUGUUUUAAAUAGUACAUAAAAGUGCGUUACUUCUACAAAGUAUCUAAGAAUAAUCUGUCAUGUGGUUACUCCAGUCAUUUGCAGGAAUCUAUUCAAUAAUUGAUUAUUAUUACACAAAGUAGUAAUUUUCAUCCUUUUACAAAGGUUUCCAAAAAGAUAUCUGCAAGGAACAUGGCAAUUGGUUGACUGUUGGCGAACUAAUUCGUUCCAUCCAGAGACCAAUUUCUAACUACGUCGACGAAAUCGUCAAAGCAUUCCACGAAAAGCUGUGCAAAGAUUUGCUCCACGCUGGCAAUUGCAAAAGUCCUGAACAUUGCAAUAAAAAGACCAAGGACGGCGAUCUAUGUAAAUCAUGUAAAUGCUGGUUUAAGAAGCUCGAGGCGUCGCAUGAAAAGAGUAACAAUCCCUCAUGGCAUAAAAACUGCAAAAGCGCUGAAUGGUCUGAAGAUCACUGGGAGGUGGCGAAAUUCUACAUGCCUGCACUUGGAUCUAACCUUAGUUCUACAAAAGAUGCUGAAUCUACCGACAUUUCUUCCCUUCUCAACGUACUCGAAUGGAUGAAGGACGGGGCGUUUCUUGGUAAAGUUCGAGUCAUCGUGGAUCUUGUAAGAAAACUUCGUUCCCAAGUAAGAAAUACCUGGGCACAUGCACCAAAACAAGAACUCAGCGACGACGAAAAGUUCGAAAGUUUCUCGAUUGCCACCGACUUUCUUCAAGAUCUGGAGAAGGUAUUUUCCCAUCCAGAAAACGCACAGUGUUUGGAGCAUUUCGAACACUUGAAGACAACGGAGUUACCAACGUUGCUGAAAGUGAACGUCAUAGCUUCCAGUUAUUUCACUACUUGCUUAACAACAAUAAAGAAGAGAUCGCAACAAUGAAAGUUGAGCGUUCAUCCGACAAAAGCGCGAUUGAAUAACAUGAACAAAGGCUGAAGAAAUUGGAAUAUGGAUUGAGUAAUGAAUGGUCCCAAAGAACGUCUGAUUUUGAAAGUUUGAAAGAAAACUUUAAAGACAAACGACAACCAACGAGUUGCUUACCAGAUAAAUUGCCAAUGUUCACCGCUCGCGAAGCCGAGAUCCAAAACGUCAUCACUUUCCUGAAGGAUGAAGGAAAAGCCGUUGUGUCUCUCCAUGGCGGACCUGGGUUUGGCAAGACUGCAAUCGCCAUCGAGGUGUCGCAUCAACUUAGUGAAGACCACAAGAUUCCAGUUGUUUUCUUUCAAUUAACCACCGCAACCACUGUAGAUGAAAUGGUUCUACGACUGUGUCGCGAUGUUGGUAUUUAUCAUGAAAAUGACCUUAAGUCAUCGUUGAUUCUCUGGUUAAAAAAUGUCAAAUGCAAAGUAAUUUUUGUUAUGGACAACAUCGACAACCUGCUUGAAGAGAAGACAAGCUUCUACGAGUUUGCUGCGAAAGAGUUCAAAUCAGCAUUGUCAGAUUGUUACGACUUCCAGAACUUCCUGUGAAAUUCGCGAACUCUUAACUGGUGAAGUUCAAGUUGACGAGAUGGAUGAUGAAGCAUGUAUAGAGCUUUUGAGAAAACAAUGCCCUGAUCAGGAAGAUGAAUUUUUGCGAAGAUUGGCUGAACUUUGUGGCAAAAUACCUCUUGCUAUGUGCAUCGCAGGUUCCCGAGUUGACGACUUUGAAAAUUCUGAUGAAUUAUUAUACCACCUGCAAAACCAACCAAUGGAGAUUUUGGAAUGUCCUGAGAGUGAUCAGUACGUUUAUCGAGCUAUCAACAUGUCUACUUAACAUGUCUCUAGUGAAGAAAAAGAAACGUUGUGCCGUUCGGCAGUUUUCGAGGGAAACUUCAGUGAGGAUGCCGCCAGAGUCGUGAUCGAGAAAGAGAAACUAGAUACUAAACGUGUCUUGAAGAAACUUGUUCGCCGAAGCUUAAUCAAACAAACAACCAACCAAGCACCGAUACUCCAUUCAUCUCCUGAUCAAACAUUUUUUAAAGCAUAAACAGGAAAGCGAAAACGAAACAGCAGAACGAGUGCGUACACAAAUGAUGCGUGCGGAAGUGCUUGUGGUUAAAUACUGCUUGAAGUUGGGACACGACCUAACGAUGAAAAGUUACUCCAAAGACGGGUACAAAGCAAACAGAGAAGCUAUAAAGCAGGAAGCGCACAACAUCCACAACGUGCUCAAAAUUUGUUGUCAGCAGAAAGAUUGUUUGUUAGCAGACCAAGAACGCAGCAAAUCAAUUGCCACUGGUAAAUCUGACGAGUAUUUCAAUAAGAUGGCAGAAAUCAUGAGAGAGUUCGAUACGCACUAUGAAGAUUUAAAAAAAGACAAGUCGCUUUGUGCUCAUUACUAUUUCCAGUACGGGAGAUGUCUGUCAUGUAAAUCUGAAAGUCAAGUGAUAAAGCACGCGUAGAUAUGCAAGUUGACGCACGUAAACAGCUGGAAAAAUCGUUAGAAUUCAGGAGAAUGUUACCGGAGACAUCCGUGGGAAUAGCAGAUAAAGUGUUCUCAUUAUUUCAGCAGGGAAAUAUAUGCAAGAUUAAUUCUGCAACUGAACGUUUCCAGGAUAAAAGUAAUAAAUUCAAAGAAUCGUUGAUAUACAAGCACAAAAGUAUUACAAAAAAGCUAUACAGUUGUCCCAAAACCAUCUAGGUAAGCACGAGCUCACAGCAUCAUGUUACAAACGUCUCGGAGAUCUAUUCUUAAGUGACAGGGAACCUGAACAGGCGAAGGAUAAUUACACCAUUGCUAAAGAAAUGCGAGAAGAUCUUGAACUUUACGCCAGUGAAAGACACGUUUGUCUGCUUAACAACCUUGGAAUAUGUUUGACCCAAAGCAACCGUGCAAAUGAAGCUAUAGAAGUUUUGGAAAGUGCUUGCGACAUGGCCGAAAAACUUGCUGAAAGCGACGAGCCAAAUGUCAGCAAGACAAAGGUCUAUACAUCAUUAGCCAUUGCUCACCAUUCAUGGUAUUCCAAAGAUGCUGUAAAAUACGCCAUAAAGCACUGGAGUUAGAUAAAGUACAGAAUUUCAUUAAAGACUACGAGUACAAGAAACUUUUGAAAAUUUUACAAAGAAACGCUGGAAACAACUGCAUUAAAUACACACUGCAUGGACUUUUUAAUUAAAAUGUUUGAAUGCGUUACGGUUGAACAUUUUAUAUCGUAUUUCUAAAAUGAAAUGUUUAAAUGGUGUAUAAGAAACGCCAAAAAAGCACUAGACGAAAAAAGACACAAUCCAAGUAUAUGGAACUUCACUAAAUUUUAUCAAACAAUGUUGGAAACAACUAAAUGUAUUGGUUUUGAACGCUACCCCACCAGGCACACGACGUUGUUUCAACGUUGAAAUUUGGUAGAAAAAAGGUUGCGACGUCGACAACCUAAUAUCUACGUUGCUCUGACGUUAUUUUACAAACGUUGGUUCAACAGCAGCCAACUUACGUUGAAUUAACGUUCGUUCAUGGUUAAAUGUACGACGUCGAUUUGUGAACCAAUCUCAACGUUGUUUUAACGUGGAUUCCACGUUGAAUUAUGGUUGACGAGAUUGGCAACCUAAUUUCAACGUUGUUUCAACGUCGAAACAGUAACGUCGAUCCAAUUUGCAUAGUCAACCCUUUUUCAACGUCUAUCCAACGUCUGGAAGGUCAUUUCCAACGUUGAUUCAACGUUGGAUAAACGUCAUUUUGCCCGCUGGGACGUUUUAACUUUUAUAUCUAAUAUGUUUUUAUCUAAAUCGUGAAUAUAAAAAUGCUAAGACUAUAUGCCAGUUUACAAUUAUAGAUGCACUGAAAACAGUUUAUUAUGCAAGUUUAGCAUCUUAAAUUAAUAUAGAAUUUUCUAUGGUAGAUAUAAGCUGAUUCAUGUAGAUUGAUUUGUGCACUUAAUAUAGUUGAGUCUCUUAACAUAGGCAGCUCAAAAAUACGUGUAGAAUGCACCAAAUGAACCAAAUAUCAAUUCAUAAAUAAGCUCGCCGCAUUCUAGAUCUACACGUAUUUUUCGGCUGUCUAUUGUCUUAAAUAAAUGACUUCAAAGGAAAUUAACGACAAAAAAAAUUAUUGCAUCAUCAGUAGUCUAUCGACACUAUGAGCAAAAACAAGAUUGCCCGAGAUUUCUUUGGAACGUUACAGAACUUGCAUGUCUUUAUCCAGUCUUUCCCAAAGCGAUAUAGUGUUUAUGUGAAGAAUCAGAGGGAAAUUAAUGCCCAUGCCGGAGGAGGAGAAAAAAGGGAGUAUACCCUUAAGAAGCUAUCUGAUACUAGAUUGGCUUGUCGUGCAGACAGUACGUAUAGCAGGAAUACACCGUACUUUAGAUGCUGUAAUUGCAACGCUGAAGGAGGUUAGGGAAAUGAAACAUUGGCCAUUGCAGCUGAGGCAAAGGGACUUUUGCAAAAUAUUCAAGACUUUGAAUUCAUUGUAGCUCUAGAGGUAAUUUGAAUAAUUGAACUGUUAUUUUUUUAAAAAAAUAUGUGUAUAAUAAAAACUGUUCUUUUUAAUUUGUUCUAUUUUAUCGCAAGGUGCUAAAAAGGGUGCUGCAUCUUAGUAAAGGGGUUUCAGACAAGCUUCAGUCCGAAGGCCUCGACGUUAUUUCAGGAUGUGAGAGAGUAGCUGAUCCUCUUACUGCAAUUAAGGCUCUUCGAUGCGAUGUGAACUUUGAAGAUUUCUGGUUUGCAACCCCAGAGAGAUGCGCAAAAUUGGGAAUCGAGGUGCCAAAAGAAAAGCGUCCUCACGAGGCUCUUCGGAGACUGGAUGAGAACCCAGAUACAGCCGCUCAGGUUUCAGUCAAAGACAAGUUUAAAAUUUUCUUUUUCUACAAUGUGAGUUUUUAAAACGAUUCAUAAUGUGACCAAUGUCUUAGAGGUGUUAAUUUCACAAUCUUUAUUUAAUUAUGAGCAACUCGAUUGAAACUCGUUUUAACAUGGAAAGUACAGCUGUCCUCAAAGGCCUCGGAUACCUACAUCCUGCUCGAAUAUCGCAUUCAUAAGCAUGGGAAAGCAUUUCUGUAGCGGCAAAAUGGUUCGAGAAUGAUAUUCAUUUGGAGGCUUUGGAGAGUGAAAUAUUUUCGUUACAGCUAUCAUCAUUGGUAACAGACGUCCUUGAAAAGGCCGUAUCUGAGAAACGGAAUCCCGAUUUUCUUGAUUUGUUCAAGGCUUUACAGGCUGAACCCCAGUGUUAUGGUUGUGUUAGCAAAUUGAUGGAAAUUGCUUUAACACUUCCAAUCACUUCAUGUAGUGUCGAAAGAGUGUUUUCGAAGUUGAAGAUAGUCAAAUCGGGACUGAGAUCUACUAUGAAUCAAAACAGGCUUGAAAACCUUAUUCACAUGUCGGUGGAAGUGGAUUUGCUGGAGAAUCUUGACUUGGACAGCCUAGUUCAGAAGUUUACUGAUUGUGCUCCCAGAAGAAUGAAUUUGGUUUAG
Molecule: messenger RNA, 5872 nt
Organism: Paramuricea clavata
Lineage: Eukaryota; Metazoa; Cnidaria; Anthozoa; Malacalcyonacea; Plexauridae
Source: the annotation of a GenBank genome assembly